Tribolium madens (black flour beetle) is the source of this 1881-nucleotide messenger RNA. RefSeq names its product zinc finger protein OZF-like. The coding region runs from base 165 to 1355 and encodes 396 amino acids. The transcript is spliced from 3 exons. Gene Ontology annotation, biological process: regulation of transcription by RNA polymerase II. Gene Ontology annotation, molecular function: RNA polymerase II cis-regulatory region sequence-specific DNA binding; DNA-binding transcription factor activity. The record is from RefSeq and is a predicted model, not a curated record. Lineage: Eukaryota; Metazoa; Arthropoda; Insecta; Coleoptera; Tenebrionidae.
UUAAACAAAAUAAAAAAUGAGAGUUUGACACCUGUCAACAGUUUCAAAUUAUUGUUAUUUUUACUGUUGUUUCGCAAAAUUUAAACAUAGUAUUACUCGUAGUGUCCUCAAAAAUUGCUAUUUUGUGUCUUUCCGGGGUGUGUGAGCCCCUACUUUUAGGUUAGAUGUGUGCUAACUUGACCAGUUUUGCUUGUUGGUCGGCAGUAGAACCCCCUGAAAAUCCUCUCCCGAGUUACCCUAUCCUGCCUGAUAGCCCUAAAAGUAAGUUCCUUCGCCAGUCGAUGUUUUUCUUUAAACAGGAGUUUUUUCCUGAAAAGUCUGAUGAGGCCCCCUCUGAGGUGAAAGUGAAAGCGCGGCCCUAUUCGUGUGACGAGUGCGGUAAAUCGUUUCUUUUGAAACACCACUUGACUACACAUGCGAGGACUCAUACGGGGCUUCGCCCCCAUGUUUGUAGCCAUUGCGGGAAGAGUUUUACUCAUAAACAUUGUCUUAAUACUCAUUUGUUGUUGCAUUCGAGUGAGAGGCCGUUUCAGUGCGUAGAGUGCAAGAAAAGUUUCACUUUGAAGCACCAUUUGAUAACGCAUACGAAGGUGCACAGUCGCGAAAAACCCUACAUUUGCACGGAAUGUGGGCAGGCUUUCCCUGUGAAAAGGCAUUUGACAACUCAUAGUAAGUUCCACGCAGGGGAGAGGCCCUACAUUUGUGAGGAUUGUGGCGAGUCUUUUGCCCAAAAAGACCACUUGGUCAUGCAUUCGCGUUUUCACGGAUCGCUCAAUUCGUUUGUUUGCAGCGACUGUGGGGCCACUUUCACCCGAAAAUUCGAGCUGGUCAACCACGGGAGACUCCACGGCAAGCAGCCCCACAGUUGUGUCAUUUGCAAUAAAGAAUUUUUCCAAAAACGUACUCUUAUAGCGCAUAUGAAGUGUCAUAGUAACGGUUUUCCAUUUUCUUGUUCGCAUUGUGGUGAAACGUUUCAAUCAAAAUGUAAUUUAUUAACACAUUUUAAAUCAAACCAUUCUCAAUCACAAGGCAAACAAAUGUGUAACGAUUGUGGUUGCUUAUUUAACACUUCUGAAGCCUUGGCGUUGCAUGUGAAGCUUCACUCUGGAGGCGAUUUAUGUGUCUUGAAAAGUUUUUCAGUACAAAACUCGAAUAAUUCAAAAAGUUAUGUUUGUCAGCAUUGUAACAAAGGCUACAGUGCCAAACAUGGGUUACAGCAACAUAGCAAAAAACACCCAGAUGGUAGCUGUGCCUUAAGGUCGCAUAUUUGUAACGUUUGUAACAAAGGUUUUUUCCAAAAGAAUCACUUAUUGUUACAUCAGCGCCAACAUAUGUCAAAAACUGAAAAACUGUAAUUCUGUGAUUGUCUCACCUAACAUGUUGCUGUGUUUUUAUACUUUAAUUUAUUAAUCGCCUGUGUAGUUAUUAAUUAUUAUUUAUGUAAACUAGACUUUAGUAAGAGCGAUACCUAAUUUAAACAACAAACUGUUUGUCUUAUCUACGAAAUAAACAAUAAACAGAAUUAAGAGUAUUUUCAGGACCGGACUUGUUCUAACUAGGAAAAACAAUGUUUAACAACAUUAAGGAAGCAUUAAAAUUGCGUCUAAUUAACUCGCAGUGUUAACAUUCAGGUCAGGUAAUUGCGGUGAAAAAGCAUACAAAGUACAAGUCGUAGUUGAUUUACAUAAAUUUAACAUUUUUACCUUGAAUUUAAUUACCAGCUUGUUUUUGGCCAAACACCGGUUUUAUUUAUUUGCGUAAACCGUUAUUAUAUAAUUGAGUUUAGUGAAAUGUCUGCAAAAAAUUAUUCCUUGCGGAAAGAGAAAUGUAUUACUGGUUGCAGGACUAUGAGAUUAGAAGGGGGCGUAAAAAUUACGCGAU